Propithecus coquereli (Coquerel's sifaka) is the source of this 15130-nucleotide messenger RNA. RefSeq names its product ryanodine receptor 1 (skeletal) (gene RYR1). Gene Ontology annotation, biological process: calcium ion transmembrane transport; intracellular calcium ion homeostasis. The transcript has 108 exons. The record is from RefSeq and is a predicted model, not a curated record. Gene Ontology annotation, molecular function: ryanodine-sensitive calcium-release channel activity; protein binding. Gene Ontology annotation, cellular component: sarcoplasmic reticulum membrane; sarcolemma; calcium channel complex. NCBI's taxonomy places the organism in Eukaryota, Metazoa, Chordata, Mammalia, Primates, Indriidae. Bases 1 to 14988 code for a protein of 4995 amino acids.
AUGGGUGACGCAGAAGGCGAGGACGAGGUCCAGUUCCUGCGGACGGACGACGAGGUGGUCCUGCAGUGCAGCGCCACCGUGCUCAAGGAGCAGCUCAAGCUCUGCCUGGCCGCCGAGGGCUUCGGCAACCGCCUCUGCUUCCUGGAGCCCACCAGCAACGCCCAGAAUGUGCCCCCCGAUCUGGCCAUCUGCUGCUUCGUCCUGGAGCAGUCCCUGUCCGUCCGAGCCCUGCAGGAGAUGCUGGCCAACACGGUGGAGGCCGGUGUGGAGUCAUCCCAGGGCGGGGGACACAGGACGCUCCUGUACGGCCAUGCCAUCCUGCUCCGGCAUGCACACAGCCGCAUGUACCUGAGCUGCCUCACCACCUCCCGCUCCCUGACUGACAAGCUGGCCUUCGACGUGGGACUACAGGAGGAUGCCACAGGAGAGGCCUGCUGGUGGACCAUGCACCCCGCCUCCAAGCAGAGGUCCGAAGGAGAAAAGGUCCGCGUAGGUGAUGACCUCAUCCUUGUCAGUGUCUCCUCGGAGCGCUACCUGCACCUGUCGACAGCCAGCGGGGAGCUCCAGGUCGAUGCCUCCUUCAUGCAGACACUGUGGAACAUGAACCCCAUCUGCUCUCGCUGCGAAGAGGGCUACGUGACAGGGGGCCACGUCCUCCGCCUCUUCCACGGUCACAUGGAUGAGUGUCUGACCAUUUCCCCUGCGGACAGUGAUGACCAGCGCAGACUUGUCUACUACGAGGGUGGAGCUGUGUGCACCCACGCCCGCUCCCUCUGGAGGCUGGAGCCGCUGAGAAUCAGCUGGAGUGGGAGCCACCUUCGCUGGGGCCAGCCAUUUCGGAUCCGGCAUGUCACCACCGGGCGGUACCUGGCGCUCAGUGAGGACCAGGGCCUGGUGGUGGUUGACGCCAGCAAGGCCCACACCAAGGCCACCUCCUUCUGCUUCCGCAUCUCCAAGGAAAAGUUGGAUAUGGCCCCCAAGCGGGAUGUGGAGGGCAUGGGCCCCCCUGAGAUCAAGUACGGGGAGUCGCUGUGCUUCGUGCAGCACGUGGCCUCGGGCCUGUGGCUCACCUAUGCCGCCCCGGACCCCAAGGCCCUGAGGCUCGGCGUGCUCAAGAAGAAGGCCAUGUUGCACCAGGAAGGCCACAUGGACGACGCACUGUCGCUUACCCGCUGCCAGCAGGAGGAGUCCCAGGCCGCCCGCAUGAUCCACAGCACUGCCGGCCUGUACAACCAGUUCAUCAAGGGCCUGGACAGCUUCAGCGGGAAGCCACGGGGCUCGGGGACGCCGGCUGGCACGGCGCUGCCCAUCGAGGGCGUCAUCCUGAGCCUGCAGGACCUCAUUGUCUACUUUGAGCCGCCCUCCGAGGAGCUGCAGCACGAGGAGAAGCAGAGCAAGCUGCGCAGCCUGCGCAACCGCCAGAGCCUCUUCCAGGAGGAGGGGAUGCUCUCCCUGGUCCUGAAUUGCAUUGACCGCCUAAAUGUCUACACCACCGCUGCCCACUUUGCUGAAUUUGCGGGGGAGGAGGCAGCCGAGUCCUGGAAGGAGAUUGUGAAUCUACUCUAUGAACUCCUGGCCUCUCUGAUCCGCGGCAAUCGUACCAACUGUGCCCUCUUCUCCACGAACUUGGACUGGCUGGUCAGCAAGCUGGACCGGCUGGAGGCCUCGUCUGGCAUCCUGGAGGUGCUGUACUGUGUCCUGAUUGAGAGUCCCGAGGUCCUGAACAUCAUCCAGGAGAACCACAUCAAGUCCAUCAUCUCCCUCCUGGACAAGCAUGGGAGGAACCACAAGGUCCUGGACGUGCUGUGCUCCCUGUGCGUGUGCAAUGGCGUGGCUGUGCGCUCCAACCAAGAUCUCAUUACUGAGAACUUGCUCCCUGGCCGGGAGCUUCUGUUGCAGACAGACCUCAUCAACUAUGUCACCAGCAUCCGCCCCAACAUCUUUGUGGGCCGAGCGGAGGGCUCCACGCAGUACGGCAAAUGGUACUUUGAGGUGAUGGUGGACGAGGUGGUUCCGUUUCUGACAGCUCAGGCUACCCACCUGCGGGUGGGCUGGGCCCUCACCGAGGGCUACAGCCCCUACCCCGGGGGCGGCGAGGGCUGGGGCGGCAACGGGGUCGGCGAUGACCUCUACUCCUACGGCUUUGACGGGCUGCAUCUCUGGACAGGACACGUGGCACGCCCGGUGACUUCCCCAGGGCAGCACCUCCUGGCCCCUGAGGACGUGGUCAGCUGCUGCCUGGACCUCAGCGUGCCGUCCAUCUCCUUCCGCAUCAACGGCUGUCCCGUGCAGGGCGUCUUCGAGGCCUUCAACCUCAACGGGCUCUUCUUCCCUGUCGUCAGCUUCUCGGCCGGUGUCAAGGUGCGGUUCCUGCUCGGUGGCCGCCAUGGUGAAUUCAAGUUCCUCCCGCCACCUGGCUAUGCCCCGUGCCACGAAGCUGUGCUCCCGCGAGAGCGGCUCCAUCUUGAACCCAUCAAGGAGUACCGGCGGGAGGGGCCCCGGGGGCCGCACCUGGUGGGCCCCAGUCGCUGCCUCUCACACACGGACUUUGUGCCCUGCCCUGUGGACACCGUCCAGAUCGUCCUGCCUCCCCAUCUAGAGCGCAUUCGGGAGAAGCUGGCAGAGAACAUCCACGAGCUCUGGGCGCUGACUCGCAUCGAGCAGGGCUGGACCUAUGGCCCGGUUCGUGAUGACAACAAGAGGCUGCACCCAUGUCUUGUGGACUUCCACAGCCUGCCGGAGCCCGAGAGGAAUUACAACCUGCAGAUGUCGGGGGAGACGCUCAAGACCCUGCUGGCGCUGGGCUGCCACGUGGGCAUGGCGGACGAAAAGGCCGAAGACAACCUGAAGAAGACAAAACUCCCCAAGACGUAUAUGAUGAGCAACGGGUACAAGCCGGCUCCGCUGGACCUGAGCCACGUGCGGCUGACGCCAGCGCAGACGACACUGGUGGAUCGUCUGGCAGAAAACGGACACAACGUGUGGGCACGGGACCGCGUGGGCCAGGGCUGGAGCUACAGCGCCGUGCAAGACAUCCCCGCACGCCGGAACCCUCGGCUCGUGCCCUACCGCCUACUGGACGAGGCCACCAAGCGCAGCAACCGGGACAGCCUCUGCCAGGCCGUGCGCACCCUGCUGGGCUACGGCUACAACAUCGAGCCGCCUGACCAGGAGCCCAGUCAGGUGGAGAGCCAGUCUCGAUGGGAUCGGGUGCGCAUCUUCCGGGCAGAGAAAUCCUAUGCAGUGCAGAGUGGCCGCUGGUACUUUGAGUUCGAGGCAGUCACCACGGGUGAAAUGCGAGUGGGCUGGGCGAGGCCCGAGCUGAGGCCUGAUGUAGAGCUGGGAGCUGAUGAGCUGGCCUAUGUCUUCAAUGGGCACCGCGGCCAGCGCUGGCACCUGGGCAGUGAACCGUUCGGGCGCCCCUGGCAGUCGGGUGAUGUCGUCGGCUGUAUGAUCGACCUCACAGAGAACACCAUUAUCUUCACUCUCAAUGGCGAGGUCCUCAUGUCUGACUCAGGCUCUGAAACAGCUUUCCGGGACAUUGAGAUUGGGGACGGCUUCCUGCCCGUCUGCAGCUUGGGACCCGGCCAGGUCGGUCACCUGAACCUGGGCCAGGACGUGAGCUCCUUGCGGUUCUUUGCCAUCUGUGGCCUCCAGGAGGGCUUUGAGCCAUUUGCCAUCAACAUGCAGCGUCCGGUCACCACCUGGUUCAGCAAGAGCCUUCCCCAAUUUGAGGCUGUGCCCCCUGAACACCCCCACUAUGAGGUGGCCCGCGUGGACGGCACUGUGGACACGCCCCCCUGCCUGCGCCUGACCCACCGCACCUGGGGCUCCCAGAACAGCCUGGUGGAGAUGCUCUUCCUGCGGCUGAGCCUCCCCGUCCAGUUCCACCAGCACUUCCGCUGCACCGCGGGGGCCACGCCUCUGGCGCCCCCCGGCCUGCAGCCGCCCGCGGAGGACGAGGCCCGAGCGGCAGAGCCUGACCCCGACUACGAAAACCUGCGCCGCUCUGCUGGGCGCUGGGGUGAGGCUGAGGGCGGCAAGGAGGGAACUGCCAAGGAGGGGGCGCCCGGGGGCACCCCCCAGGCUGGGGGAGAGGCCCCGCCUGUCCGGGCGGAGAACGAGAAGGACGCUACCACGGAGAAGAACAAGAAGAGAGGCUUCUUAUUCAAGGCCAAGAAGGUCGCCAUGAUGACCCAACCACCAGCCACUCCCACUCUGCCCCGGCUCCCUCGAGACGUGGUGCCCGCUGACAACCGCGAUGACCCCGAGAUCAUCCUCAACACCACCACGUACUAUUACUCCGUGAGGGUCUUUGCUGGCCAGGAGCCCAGCUGCGUGUGGGUGGGCUGGGUCACCCCCGACUACCAUCAGCACGACAUGAACUUCGACCUCAGCAAGGUCCGAGCAGUGACGGUGACCAUGGGGGACGAACAAGGCAACGUCCACAGCAGCCUCAAGUGCAGCAACUGCUACAUGGUGUGGGGCGGGGACUUCGUGAGCCCCGGGCAGCAAGGCCGGAUCAGCCACUCGGACCUUGUCAUUGGCUGCCUGGUGGACCUGGCCACUGGCUUAAUGACCUUUACAGGCAAUGGCAAAGAGAGCAACACCUUUUUCCAGGUGGAACCCAACACGAAGCUAUUUCCUGCCGUCUUUGUCCUGCCCACCCACCAGAACGUCAUCCAGUUUGAGUUGGGGAAGCAGAAGAACAUCAUGCCAUUGUCAGCCGCCAUGUUCCUGAGCGAGCGCAAGAACCCAGCCCCGCAGUGCCCACCGAGGCUGGAGAUGCAGAUGCUGAUGCCCGUGUCCUGGAGCCGCAUGCCCAACCACUUCCUGCAGGUGGAGACGCGGCGCGCUGGCGAGCGGCUCGGCUGGGCCGUGCAGUGCCAGGAGCCGCUGACCAUGAUGGCGCUGCACAUCCCCGAGGAGAACCGGUGCAUGGACAUCCUGGAGCUGUCGGAGCGCCUGGACCUGCAGCGCUUCCACUCGCACACCCUCCGCCUCUACCGCGCCGUGUGCGCCCUGGGUAACAACCGCGUGGCGCACGCUCUGUGCAGCCACGUGGACCAGGCGCAGCUGCUGCACGCCCUGGAGGACGCGCACCUGCCUGGCCCGCUGCGCGCAGGCUACUACGACCUCCUCAUCAGCAUCCACCUCGAAAGCGCCUGCCGCAGCCGCCGCUCCAUGCUCUCGGAAUACAUCGUGCCGCUCACGGAGGAGACCCGCUCCAUCACACUCUUCCCGCCCGGCAGAAGCGCGGAAAAUGGUCCCCGCCACCAUGGCCUGCCUGGCGUUGGAGUCACCACCUCGCUCAGGCCCCCGCACCAUUUCUCACCCCCCUGCUUCGUGGCCGCCCUGCCAGCUGCUGGGGCAACAGAAGCCCCCGCCCGCCUCAGCCCCGCCAUCCCUCUGGAGGCCCUGCGGGACAAGGCCCUGAGAAUGCUGGGGGAGGCGGUGCGGGACGGUGGGCAGCACGCACGCGACCCAGUCGGGGGCUCUGUGGAGUUCCAGUUCGUGCCCGUGCUCAAGCUCGUGUCCACGCUGCUGGUGAUGGGCGUCUUCCGCGAUGAGGAUGUGAAACAGAUCUUGAAGAUGAUUGAGCCUGAAGUGUUCACUGAGGAAGAAGAGGAAGAGGAGGAAGAAGAAGAGGAGGAAGAGGAGGAUGAGGAGGAGAAGGAGGAGGAUGAGGAGGAAGAGGCACAGGAGAAGGAAGAUGAGGAAAAGGAGGAAGAGGAGGCAGCAGAAGGGGAAAAAGAAGAAGGCUUGGAGGAGGGGCUGCUCCAGAUGAAGCUGCCGGAGUCGGUGAAGCUGCAGAUGUGCCACCUGCUGGAGUAUUUCUGUGACCAAGAUCUGCAGCACCGCGUGGAGUCCCUGGCAGCCUUCGCAGAGCGCUAUGUGGACAAGCUCCAGGACAACCAGCGCAGCCGCUACGGCCUGCUCAUGAAAGCCUUCACCAUGUCUGCCGCCGAGACUGCCAGGCGCACGCGCGAGUUCCGCUCCCCGCCCCAGGAGCAGAUCAACAUGCUAUUGCACUUCAAAGAUGCUUCAGACGAGGAAGACUGUCCUCUCCCUGAAGAGCUUCGGCAGGAUUUGCUGGACUUUCAUCAAGACCUGCUGCUGCAUUGUGGAAUUCAGCUUGGGGGAGAGGAGGAGGAACCGGAGGAAGAGACCACCCUGGGAAGCCGCCUAAUGAGUCUGUUGGAGAAAGUGCGGCUGGUAAAGAAGGAGGAGGAGAAGCCCGAGGAGGAGCCGCCAGCUGAGGAGAGCCAGCCCCGGUCCCUGCAGGAGCUGGUGUCCCACACCGUGGUGCGCUGGGCCCAGGAGGACUUCGUGCAGAGCCCCGAGCUGGUGCGGGCCAUGUUCAGCCUCCUGCACCGGCAGUACGACGGGCUCGGCGAGCUGCUGCGAGCCCUGCCGCGGGCCUACACCAUCUCGCCGUCCUCCGUGGAGGACACCAUGAGCCUGCUCGAGUGCCUGGGCCAGAUCCGCUCGCUGCUCAUCGUGCAGAUGGGCCCCCAGGAGGAGAACCUCAUGAUCCAGAGCAUCGGGAACAUCAUGAACAACAAAGUCUUCUACCAACACCCGAACCUGAUGAGGGCGCUGGGCAUGCACGAGACAGUCAUGCAGGUCAUGGUGAACGUCCUCGGGGGCGGCGAAUCCAAGGAGAUCCGCUUCCCCAAGAUGGUGACAAGCUGCUGCCGCUUCCUCUGCUAUUUCUGCCGCAUCAGCCGGCAGAACCAGCGCUCCAUGUUUGACCACCUGAGCUACCUGCUAGAGAACAGCGGCAUCGGCCUGGGCAUGCAGGGCUCCACGCCCCUGGAUGUGGCUGCCGCCUCUGUCAUUGACAACAACGAGCUGGCUUUGGCGUUGCAGGAGCAGGACCUGGAAAAGGUUGUGUCCUACCUGGCAGGCUGUGGCCUCCAAAGCUGCCCCAUGCUCCUGGCCAAAGGGUACCCGGACAUUGGCUGGAACCCCUGUGGCGGUGAGCGCUACCUGGACUUCCUGCGCUUCGCCGUCUUCGUCAACGGCGAGAGCGUGGAGGAGAACGCCAACGUGGUGGUGCGGCUGCUCAUCCGCAAGCCCGAGUGCUUCGGGCCCGCCCUGCGGGGCGAGGGCGGCUCAGGGCUGCUGGCCGCCAUCGAAGAGGCCAUCCGCAUCUCUGAGGACCCGGCGCGGGAUGGCCCAGGCGUCCGCAGGGACCGGCGGCGCGAGCACUUCGGCGAGGAGCCCCCUGAAGAAAACCGGGUGCACCUGGGACACGCCAUCAUGUCCUUCUAUGCCGCCUUGAUCGACCUGCUUGGACGCUGCGCGCCAGAGAUGCACCUGAUCCAAGCCGGCAAAGGCGAGGCCCUGCGGAUCCGAGCCAUCCUCCGCUCCCUCGUGCCCUUGGAGGACCUCGUGGGCAUCAUCAGCCUCCCACUGCAGAUCCCCACCCUGGGCAAAGACGGGGCUCUGGUACAGCCAAAGAUGUCGGCGUCCUUCGUGCCGGACCACAAGGCGUCCAUGGUGCUCUUCCUGGACCGUGUGUAUGGCAUCGAGAACCAGGACUUCCUGCUGCACGUGCUGGACGUGGGCUUCCUGCCCGACAUGAGGGCGGCCGCCUCGCUGGACACGGCCACUUUCAGCACCACGGAGAUGGCGCUGGCGCUGAACCGCUACCUGUGCCUGGCGGUGCUGCCGCUCAUUACAAAGUGCGCGCCGCUGUUCGCGGGAACCGAGCACCGCGCCAUCAUGGUGGACUCCAUGCUGCACACGGUGUACCGCCUGUCCCGCGGCCGCUCGCUCACCAAGGCGCAGCGCGACGUCAUCGAGGACUGCCUGAUGGCGCUCUGCAGGUACAUCCGCCCGUCCAUGCUGCAGCACCUGCUGCGGCGCCUGGUGUUCGACGUGCCCAUCCUGAAUGAAUUCGCCAAGAUGCCGCUCAAGCUCCUCACCAACCACUAUGAGCGCUGUUGGAAGUACUACUGCCUCCCCACAGGCUGGGCCAACUUCGGGGUCACCUCAGAGGAAGAGCUGCACCUCACGCGUAAACUCUUCUGGGGCAUCUUUGACUCUCUGGCCCAUAAGAAGUACGACCCGGAGCUGUACCGCAUGGCCAUGCCUUGUCUGUGUGCCAUUGCCGGGGCACUGCCCCCUGACUACGUGGACGCGUCAUACUCAUCCAAGGCUGAGAAAAAGGCCACAGUGGAUGCUGAAGGCAACUUUGAUCCCCGGCCUGUGGAGACUCUCAAUGUGAUCAUCCCGGAGAAGCUGGACUCCUUCAUUAACAAGUUUGCAGAGUACACGCACGAGAAGUGGGCCUUCGACAAGAUCCAGAACAACUGGUCCUACGGAGAGAACAUAGAUGAAGAGCUGAAGACCCACCCCAUGCUGAGGCCCUACAAGACCUUUUCAGAGAAGGACAAAGAGAUUUACCGCUGGCCCAUCAAGGAGUCCCUGAAGGCCAUGAUUGCCUGGGAAUGGACGAUAGAGAAGGCCAGGGAGGGCGAGGAGGAGAAGACGGAGAAGAAAAAAACGCGGAAGAUAUCACAAAGUGCCCAGACCUACGACGCGCGAGAAGGCUACAACCCCCAGCCCCCCGACCUUAGCGGAGUUACCCUGUCCCGGGAGCUGCAGGCCAUGGCAGAACAACUGGCGGAAAAUUACCACAACACGUGGGGGCGGAAGAAAAAGCAGGAGCUGGAAGCCAAGGGUGGUGGGACCCACCCCCUGCUGGUCCCCUACGACACGCUCACCGCCAAGGAGAAGGUCUCUUGCUACCGAACGCUGUGCAGUAUCUACUCUCUGGGAACCACCAGGAACGCUUAUGUGGAAAAAGGCCUUAAGGACAUGGAGCUCGACUCAUCGUCCAUUGAGAAACGGUUCGCCUUUGGCUUCUUGCAGCAGUUGCUGCGCUGGAUGGACAUUUCCCAGGAGUUCAUUGCCCACCUGGAGGCUGUGGUCAGCAGUGGACGAGUGGAAAAGUCCCCACAUGAACAGGAGAUUAAAUUCUUUGCCAAGAUCCUGCUUCCUUUGAUCAACCAGUACUUCACCAACCACUGCCUCUAUUUCCUGUCCACGCCGGCCAAAGUGCUGGGCAGUGGCGGCCACGCCUCCAACAAGGAGAAGGAAAUGAUCACCAGCCUCUUCUGCAAACUUGCUGCUCUUGUCCGCCACCGAGUCUCUCUCUUUGGGACGGACGCUCCGGCUGUGGUCAACUGUCUUCAUAUCCUGGCACGUUCCCUGGAUGCCAGGACAGUGAUGAAGUCAGGCCCCGAGAUCGUGAAGGCUGGCCUCCGCUCCUUCUUCGAGAGUGCCUCGGAGGACAUCGAGAAAAUGGUGGAGAACCUGCGACUGGGCAAGGUGUCGCAGGCGCGCACCCAGGUGAAGGGCGUGGGCCAGAACCUCACCUACACCACAGUGGCGCUGCUGCCCGUCCUCACCACCCUCUUCCAGCACAUCGCCCAGCACCAGUUCGGAGACGACGUCAUCCUGGACGAUGUCCAGGUCUCUUGCUACCGAACGCUGUGCAGUAUCUACUCUCUGGGAACCACCAGGAACGCUUAUGUGGAAAAGCUGCGGCCGGCCCUCGGGGAGUGCCUGGCCCGCCUGGCAGCGGCCAUGCCCGUGGCGUUCCUGGAGCCGCAGCUGAACGAGUACAACGCCUGCUCCGUCUACACCACCAAGUCUCCCCGCGAGCGGGCCAUCCUGGGGCUCCCCAACAGUGUGGAAGAGAUGUGUCCUGACAUCCCGGUGCUGGAGCGGCUCAUGGCAGACAUUGGGGGGCUGGCCGAGUCGGGGGCCCGCUACACAGAGAUGCCACAUGUCAUCGAGAUCACGCUGCCCAUGCUGUGCAGCUACCUGCCCCGCUGGUGGGAGCGCGGGCCCGAGGCACCCCCUCCCACCACUGGCGCCCCCCCACCCUGCACGGCUGUCACCUCCGACGACCUCAACUCCCUGCUGGGGAACAUCCUGAGAAUCAUCGUCAACAACCUGGGCAUUGACGAGGCCACGUGGAUGAAGCGGCUCGCUGUGUUCGCCCAGCCCAUAGUGAGCCGGGCGCGGCCCGAGCUGCUGCACUCACACUUCAUCCCCACCAUCGGGCGGCUGCGCAAGCGCGCGGGGAAGGUGGUGGCCGAGGAGGAGCAGCUGCGCCUGGAGGCCAAGGUCGAAGCCGAGGAGAUGCUGGUGCGGGAGGAGUUCUCCGUGCUGUGCCGGGACCUGUACGCCCUGUACCCGCUGCUCAUCCGCUACGUGGACAACAACAGGGCACAGUGGCUGACGGAGCCCAACCCCAGCGCGGAGGAGCUGUUCAGGAUGGUGGGCGAGAUCUUCAUCUACUGGUCCAAGUCCCACAAUUUCAAGCGUGAGGAACAGAACUUCGUGGUCCAGAACGAAAUCAACAACAUGUCCUUUCUGACCGCUGACAACAAGAGCAAAAUGGCCAAGGCUGGAGAUGUACAGUCCGGUGGCUCGGACCAGGAACGCACCAAGAAGAAGCGCCGGGGGGACCGGUACUCUGUGCAGACGUCGCUGAUCGUGGCUACGCUCAAGAAGAUGCUGCCCAUUGGCCUGAACAUGUGUGCACCCACUGACCAGGACCUCAUCAUGCUGGCCAAGACCCGCUACGCCCUGAAAGACACAGAUGAGGAAGUGCGGGAAUUUCUGCAAAACAACCUUCACCUUCAGGGAAAGGUGGAAGGCUCCCCAUCUCUGCGCUGGCAGAUGGCCCUGUACCGGGGCGUCCCUGGCCGCGAGGAGGACGCUGACGACCCCGAGAAAAUCGUGCGCAGGGUCCAGGAAGUGUCUGCCGUGCUCUACCAUCUGGACCAGACCGAGCACCCUUACAAGUCCAAGAAGGCCGUGUGGCACAAGCUUUUGUCCAAGCAGCGCCGGCGGGCAGUCGUGGCCUGUUUCCGGAUGACGCCCCUGUACAACCUGCCCACGCACCGGGCAUGCAACAUGCUCCUGGAGAGCUACAAGGCCUCAUGGAUCAUGACUGAAGACCACAGUUUUGAGGACCGCAUGAUAGAUGACCUUUCAAAAGCUGGGGAGCAGGAAGAAGAGGAAGAAGAAGUGGAGGAGAAGAAGCCAGACCCCCUGCACCAGCUGGUCCUGCACUUCAGCCGCACUGCCCUGACCGAAAAGAGCAAACUGGACGAGGAUUACCUGUAUAUCGCCUACGCCGACAUCAUGGCAAAGAGCUGCCACCUGGAGGAGGGAGAGGAGAAUGGCAGCGGCGGUGAAGAUGAAGAAGAAGAGGAGGUGGAGGUUUCCUUUGAGGAGAAAGAGAUGGAGAAGCAGAGGCUCCUGUACCAGCAGGCGCGGCUGCACAACCGGGGGGCCGCCGAGAUGGUGCUGCAGAUGAUCAGCGCCUGCAAAGGAGAGACGGGCGCCAUGGUGUCCUCCACCCUGAAGCUGGGCAUCUCCAUUCUCAACGGUGGCAAUGCUGAGGUGCAGCAGAAAAUGCUGGAUUAUCUGAAGGACAAGAAGGAAGUUGGCUUCUUCCAGAGUAUCCAGGCACUCAUGCAAACGUGCAGCGUCCUGGAUCUCAACGCCUUCGAGAGACAGAACAAGGCAGAGGGGCUGGGCAUGGUCAAUGAGGAUGGAAGUGUCAUCAAUCGCCAGAACGGAGAGAAGGUCAUGGCAGAUGAUGAAUUCACACAAGACCUGUUCCGAUUCCUGCAAUUGCUCUGCGAGGGCCACAAUAAUGAUUUCCAAAACUACCUACGGACACAGACAGGGAACACAACCACUAUUAACAUCAUCAUCUGCACGGUGGACUACCUCCUGCGGCUGCAGGAAUCCAUCAGCGACUUCUACUGGUACUACUCGGGCAAGGAUGUCAUUGAAGAGCAGGGCAAGAGGAACUUCUCCAAAGCCAUGUCAGUGGCUAAGCAGGUGUUCAACAGUCUCACCGAGUACAUCCAGGGCCCCUGCACCGGGAACCAGCAGAGCUUGGCGCACAGCCGCCUCUGGGACGCGGUGGUGGGAUUCCUGCACGUGUUCGCCCACAUGAUGAUGAAGCUCGCUCAGGACUCAAGCCAGAUUGAGCUGUUGAAGGAGCUGCUGGAUCUGCAGAAGGACAUGGUGGUGAUGUUGCUGUCGCUGCUAGAAGGGAACGUGGUGAACGGCAUGAUCGCCCGGCAGAUGGUGGACAUGCUCGUGGAAUCCUCAUCCAACGUGGAGAUGAUCCUCAAGUUCUUCGACAUGUUCCUGAAACUCAAGGACAUCGUGGGCUCUGAGGCCUUCCAGGACUACGUCACUGAUCCCCGCGGCCUCAUCUCCAAGAAGGACUUCCAGAAGGCCAUGGACAGCCAGAAGCAGUUCAGCGGUCCGGAAAUCCAGUUCCUGCUUUCGUGCUCCGAAGCGGAUGAGAACGAGAUGAUCAACUGUGAGGAGUUCGCCAACCGCUUCCAGGAGCCGGCGCGUGAAAUCGGCUUCAACGUGGCCGUGCUGCUGACCAACCUGUCGGAGCACGUGCCGCACGACCCGCGCCUGCGCACCUUCCUGGAGCUGGCCGAGAGCAUCCUCGAGUACUUCCGGCCCUACCUGGGCCGCAUCGAGAUCAUGGGCUCCUCGCGCCGCAUCGAGCGUAUCUACUUCGAGAUCUCGGAGACCAACCGCACUCAGUGGGAGAUGCCCCAGGUGAAGGAGUCCAAGCGCCAGUUCAUCUUCGACGUGGUGAACGAGGGCGGCGAGUCCGAGAAGAUGGAGCUGUUCGUGAGCUUCUGCGAGGACACCAUCUUCGAGAUGCAGAUCGCCGCGCAGAUCUCGGAGCCCGAGGGCGAGCCCGAGACGGACGAGGACGAGGGCGCGGGCGCGGGCGAGGCGGGCGCCGAGGGCGCGGAGGAGGGCGCGGCGGGGCCCGAGGCGGCCACCGCGACGGCCGCGCUGCUCUGGGCCGCCGUGACGCGCGCGGGGGCCGCGGGCGCCGGGGCGGCGAAGGGCGCGCUGCGCCUGCUCUGGGGCUCGCUCUUCGGCGGCGGUCUCGUGGAGGGCGCCAAGAAGGUGACGGUGACCGAGCUCCUGGCGGGCAUGCCCGACCCCACCAGCGACGAGGUGCACGGCGAGCAGCCGGCGGGGCCGGGCGGCGACGCGGACGGCGAGGGCGCGGGCGAGGGCGCGGGCGACGCCGCGGAGGGCGCUGGCGACGAGGAGGCGGCGGUGCACGACGCCGGGCCCGGCGGCCCCGACGGAGCUGUGUCCGUGUCCGACGGGGGCCCAUUCCGGCCCGAAGGGGCCGGCGGUCUUGGGGACAUGGGGGACACGACGCCGGCGGAGCCGCCCACGCCUGAGGGCUCCCCCAUCAUCAAGAGGAAGCUGGGGGUGGAUGGCGAGGAGGAGGAGCUGCCACCAGAGCCCGAGCCGGAGCCGGAGCCAGAGCCUGAGCCCGAGAAAGCCGAUGCCGAGAAUGGGGAAAAGGAAGAAGUCCCUGAGCCCCCACCGGAGCCCCCCAAGAAGAAGGCACCUCCUCCAGCCCCUCCGAAGAAGGAGGAAGCUGGGGGCGAGUUCUGGGGAGAACUGGAGGUGCAGAGGGUGAAGUUCCUGAACUACCUGUCCCGGAACUUUUACACCCUGCGAUUCCUCGCCCUCUUCUUGGCAUUCGCCAUCAAUUUCAUCUUGCUGUUUUAUAAGGUCUCAGACUCUCCACCUGGGGAGGACGACAUGGAGGGCUCAGCUGCUGGGGACCUGUCAACUGCAGGGUCUGGGGGCGGCUCUGGCUGGGGCUCAGGGGCCGGUGAGGAGGCUGAGGGUGAUGAGGAUGAGAACAUGGUGUACUACUUCCUGGAGGAGAGCACGGGCUACAUGGAGCCCGCCCUGCGGUGCUUGAGCCUGCUCCACACGCUGGUGGCCUUUCUCUGCAUCAUUGGCUACAACUGCCUCAAGGUGCCCCUGGUGAUCUUUAAGCGGGAGAAGGAGCUGGCCCGAAAGCUGGAGUUCGAUGGCCUCUACAUCACGGAGCAGCCUGAGGACGACGACGUGAAGGGGCAGUGGGACCGACUGGUGCUCAACACUCCGUCUUUCCCCAGCAACUACUGGGACAAGUUUGUCAAGCGCAAGGUCCUGGACAAACACGGGGACAUCUACGGGCGCGAGCGGAUCGCAGAGCUGCUGGGCAUGGACCUGGCCACGCUGGAGAUCACGGCGCACAACGAGCGCAAGCCCAGUCCGCCACCCGGGCUGCUGACCUGGCUCAUGUCCAUCGACGUCAAGUACCAGAUCUGGAAGUUCGGGGUCAUCUUCACAGACAACUCUUUCCUGUACCUGGGCUGGUACAUGGUGAUGUCCCUCCUGGGGCACUACAACAACUUCUUCUUCGCUGCCCACCUCCUGGACAUCGCCAUGGGGGUCAAGACGCUGCGCACCAUCCUGUCCUCCGUCACCCACAAUGGGAAACAGCUGGUGAUGACGGUGGGCCUCCUGGCGGUGGUGGUGUACCUAUACACCGUGGUGGCCUUCAACUUCUUCCGCAAGUUCUACAACAAGAGCGAGGAUGAGGACGAGCCUGACAUGAAGUGCGACGACAUGAUGACGUGUUACCUGUUUCACAUGUACGUGGGCGUCCGGGCUGGCGGAGGCAUCGGGGACGAGAUCGAGGACCCAGCAGGCGAUGAAUACGAGCUUUACCGGGUGGUCUUCGACAUCACUUUCUUCUUCUUUGUCAUCGUCAUCCUCCUGGCCAUCAUCCAGGGUCUGAUCAUCGACGCUUUCGGUGAGCUCAGAGACCAACAAGAGCAAGUGAAGGAGGAUAUGGAGACCAAGUGUUUCAUCUGCGGAAUCGGAAGCGACUACUUCGAUACGACACCGCACGGGUUUGAGACUCACACUCUGGAAGAGCACAAUCUGGCCAAUUACAUGUUUUUCCUGAUGUAUUUGAUCAACAAGGACGAGACGGAACACACGGGUCAGGAGUCUUAUGUCUGGAAGAUGUACCAAGAGAGAUGUUGGGAUUUCUUCCCGGCUGGCGAUUGUUUCCGCAAGCAGUAUGAGGACCAGCUUAGCUGAGACAGCCCCAGCCGGCCCUCCACCCCCACCUCAAGUGCCUUAUUCUCACAAGCAAGCCCCUUAGGCCCCCAAGCCCCUCCCCCCAAGGCAGCUGGGGGAGAAGUGACCUUGUACUGGAGAAAUAAAGUCUGUGCUACACCCC